CCCGGUCUGACAUUCGCUCUGGUGCUAUUUCACGCCGCUUUAUUUUAGCCUCGCUCACCUGUCGGCUCUCCCUAGACUGUCACUCACGUUUGUGUUCAUGACUUUUUGGUCAAAUUCAAAAGGCGCCUGUCUUUGUUUGACAGUGUGAUCGGUUUAGGCAGGGUGAACCUGAGAUGUCUAAAUGUCACACAUUUUUCUCAGUUCACUUCUUCGUGUCCUCGGGGCGAGACAGAACCAGACGAGUCGACGCGCCUCAUCCAGCUGACAGAACACUGUUGCACCGCUUCAUUCAAGACGGAAAACGUCCCCGAGUUGUCUUCUGCAAAUGUUUUAAGUCAGGAAUGCUGCAUGUUAAGCGGUGCCAUGCUGCCGGGGGGCUGUGGAUGAGAGAUGAUGUCGUCGGACUUCUACUCCAGAGAUGAUCUGGUGGAGAGGGGGUCCAUCCCCCUGGACAUCGACAACGUCCACAUGCUGCUGCAGGUGGAACAAGAACAGAUCCAGAAGAAGACUUUCACCAACUGGGUCAACGCUCAGCUGGCAAAGCGGAGGCCACCCUGCAUGGUGAUGGAUCUGUUCAGUGACUUCCGGGAUGGCUCCAGACUGUUGGACCUGCUGGAGGUGAUGAGCGGCCAGCGUGUGAGUCGGGAGAGAGGCAGAGGGAUGUUUCAGCACCGGAGCAACAUUGAGAAGGCCCUCUCCUUCCUGAAGCAGAAAUCGAUCAAACUCGUCAACAUUCACAUUCCUGAUAUUAUGGAUGGUAAACCGUCCAUCAUCCUGGGCCUCAUAUGGACCAUCAUCCUGCAGUAUCAUAUCGAGGAGUUGGCCAGCGGCCUCUCGUUCAGCUCCCGUCAGUCCUCCAUGGAGUCUCUGACCAGUCUGGACACUCGGUCCAGCCUGUCGAGCCGCUCGGCCAGCAGCAGUCCUGUUCCUCCCCGCGGCUCGCCGCUACACAACAGAUUCAGAGUGUCUGCCAAGAAGGCCCUGCUGCUCUGGGUCCGGGAACAGUGCCACAAAGCCGGCUGUACGUUAAAUGUGAAAGACUUCAAAGCCAGCUGGAGGAGUGGCGUGGUCUUCCUGGCCAUCCUGUACGCUCUGCGGCCCGACCUGGUGGAUCUGUCCAAAGCCAGAACCAGAAGCAACAAGCAGAACCUGGAGGAGGCCUUCCGCAUCGCAGAGAGAGAGCUGAGGAUCCCCAGACUGCUGGAUCCUGACGAUGUGGACGUUCGAGACCCCGAUGAGAAGUCCAUCAUGACCUACGUGGCUCAGUUCCUGCAGUACUCCAGAGACCUGCCAGUGCCAGAGGAGGAAAUGCAGGCGACUCCUGAUCAGAAGGCGAAGGAAGUGACCUGCUGGCUGGUUCAGGCGUACGACGAGCUGCUGGAGGGAUGGGACUCCACAGAGGGCGAGAGCUACUCAGAGAGAUACCAUGUGUUUCAUACAUUUCUGGUGUCCUUUAACGAGCAGCGGCGUCCCAUCAUGCCUCUGUUAACAGCCAUGAGACGAGCCCAGACGCUGAGCGAGGAUCAGCGAGCUCUGAGAGAGGCGUGGGACGCUCUGACUGCAAAGCUGCGUGAAUACAAAGUCGAGUUAGAUACGAGUCUCCCGGCGCCGCUGGCCACGGUGGCUCGCUGGCUGCUGAAAACAGAAGGAGCUCUGGCCGAGGAGGAGGGCGACCCGCAGGACCACGGCCGAGCCGCCGACGACGCCAGGGAGAAACAGGAGCUGCUCAAAGUCUGUCUGGAGGAGAUGCCGCAGCACGUGAAGACCUUCCAGUCCUUCCAGAAUGUGGAUGAAUAUGGAAACAUGAUGGUUCCCACUGACAAGAUGGAUGAACUAAAGAGGAGGUUCACCAGUGUUAGAGUGUCUGCCAAAUACCAUGGGAUCAAGCUGGAGUACAGGGAGCACCGCCACACAGUUUUGGAUCUGUUGGGGCAGAUCAGGACCAAGCUCCGGGUCUGGAAGAGGCCUUAUAUCUCCCCGGAGGCUGUCAGGGUGUUGCUGCAAGAAUGGCAUGAGCUGGUAAACAAGCAGGAUCUGCCUUCUUUGCUGGAAGCAACUCUUCAUAAGACGAAGCAGGUUUCUGAGAGAUAUUCCAGCAAAUCUGCCCUCGCUGGAGAUUACCCCCAGGUCAGUCAGCAGGUGAAGCAGAUGGAGGAGGACACCGCCCUGGUUUUGGAGGAGGUGACCUCAACCAAGAGCACCAUGGGACGGGUCCUGUCAGCCUGGGACUCCUACAGCGACUGCCUCAGCUCCCUGCAGGCUUGGCUGCAGCAGGACUCAGUAACACAAAGCCAUGGCCGCAGAUCAGAGGUGACGUCUCAGUCUAUCGCUGAGUGGGGCUCUCGACAUGCCCACCUGAACGAGGUGGGUAACUUCCUGAUCGAGUCAACAGACCCUCAGACCAGCAGAAGUUUGGCGGAGGAGCUGCGCAGACUGAACAUGCACUGGGCCGAGUUCAUCAAGAGGAACACAUUUGACAAUGUGGCUGAGCCCAGUGCUGAGGCCCAGGCCGGACCACAAGACGCCCAAGCUCUAAUCAGAGAAGCAACACUAAUCCUCAAAGAGCCUCUUGAGGCCAUGGCAGGUCCCUUACGCACCUACAGAAAACGAAUACAGUUCAUAAUGAGAAAGAUAAAAGAAGUGGAUCUGGAUGCUCUGGCUCCCUCCCCAGAAUGCCCUGCGGAUCAGUUACAGAAAGUGAAGCUUGUUAUACCGGAAGUGAUGCAGACCAUGCUUGAGGCAGAACAGGUAUGUGCAGAGCUGCAGCACAGUGUAUCAGGUCUGGACAGUCGCCUAGCUGAACUCCUACACUGGGAGACUGAUGCCAGGGAGCUCUACCAGCUUCUGAGGGCCACAGAGCGACAACAGCGGGGCCAAGACCCACGAGCCAGGGCCCUAAUAUCUCGUGGUCUACAGCUGGAGGGUCAGGUGGUCACAGAGGAGCAGGACCUGCAAGUGAUGGUGAUGACAAGUCAGAAGAACUCUCCCCUCCAGUACCUCCACGCCUCCGCCAUGCAGGACCGAGUGCGAGCCGCUGUUGCUCAGUCGCAGGAAGCUGUAGGUAUGUUGAGCAGCCUGGGAGCCAGACGAGACAGAAGCAGAAGCCCCCCCGAAGAGUCCCCGCCAUCAAAAGUCUUUAUCCAGGCAAAAGUAAUGCCUCAACAUCUGAGAGAGUCAGAUAUCAGGCACCAGACUGUGCAGCCUGAAACAAAGAUAGUUUCUCAUCAGCAACAUGGAACCUUCGUGCCAAAAAUAGUGGUGCAGGAAUACAAAACACAAAAGACGACGUCUCCUCCAAUGCCAUAUACCUAUGCAGAAGCUGUAAUGCAGACCAGAACAAAGUCACCACCAGAAGUCCAGGUACAGGUCUGGACAGAGAGUACUACACAACAACAGCAGAAUCAGGAACAAGGAUUGAUACAGCAGCAACAGCCACUGCUCCAAGAACAACAUAAGAGACAUGAAACAGGAAAAGAGGUGCAACAGCAAGAACUCAAGCAACAGCAACCACAAGAAUUGCAACAUAAGGAGCUGAUGCUAACACAACCACAACAAAAAGAGCAUAAGCAAGAACAACGGGUGGAGCAGCAGCUAGAAAUACAUCAAUAUCAAGUUCAGCAGCAUGUGGUGACUCACACACAGGUUCAACCACAAGUUGGACAGUUGCCAGAGCACCACGAGCAGACUUCACCUCAACAACCAGCUAAAAUUAAACCAUCACUGAGCUCCAAGGAGCUUCAAAGCAGAAAAGCACAGGCCCUGAGGAGUCGCCCAUGGCUUCAGAAGCCAGCUUCAGGGGAGCAUAAAACUCCAGCUCCAGAUCCAGAUCGGGAUUCUACUCAGGAACCUAUUCAAACUAGACAGACACAGCCGGAGUCAGACAGAGAGACAGAGGGAUUAGUUCAGGUUGUUUCUCAGCAUACACCAAUGCCUAGCCCACAACCUGUUGCACUUGCAAAGGUUACUGAGCAGCCACAACAGCAGCAAAAAGAGCAACAAAGACAAACACAGCAACUUCAAAACCUAGAGCCGAAACAGAAAGAACAACUGCAACGUCAGCAACAGCAACAAAAAGAGAAGCAUCAACAACAACAACAACAACAGCAACAAAAAGAGAAGCAUCAACAACAACAGCAGCACCCUGAAAAACAGCAACCCCCGCCUGUAGUAAAACAGACAGAACCUGAUUCAGGCACCAAGGCUAAACCCCAGACUGUAGCUACAUGUCAGUCAAAACCCCAAACUACGGUCCAUCCUCACUCUCAGGCAGCAGUCCAAGUGCAGGUGCAGUCAACAAGUGUGUCCCAUACCACCACAGACAGUCAGCUACCAUCGAAGACCAUGUCUCAAACCAACAUGAGCCAAAUUCAGUCACAGGCACAAGUUCCUCCACAGCCCUAUGGUCCCAUGAAGACACAAUCAUUGACCCAGCAACAGACACAACUACAGGUUCAGACUCAGCCUCAGACAUGUGUCCCAGCUGGACCUCAGCCUGCUAUGCAGCCUAAGGGUCUAGCCCAUGGCCCAGCUGUAGUGCAAGCGCAGACAUUGGCUCAGGUCAGACCUUCGUCCCCCAUGCAGGUUCCACUGCAGGGCCAUAUCCAACCUCCUGUGCCAUCUCACAUUCAGCUUCGUAGUCAUCCACAGUCAUGGGCCCCUGUCAGGCCCCCCUCCCCAAAGCCACCAGUCCAUACCCAGAGUCAAAUAGAUGUUCAGUCAAUGCCCCAGGCCCAUACUCAUUUAAUGCCCCAGCCUCAAGCCCAUUCUCAGACCAUGGUCCAUGUUCAAACUCAUCCUCAGUUGACGGUGCAGCCUCAGACUCAGUCCAUGCCCCAGUCUCAAAUACAAGCCCAGUCCAUGGUCCAGGCACAAACCCAUGCUCAGCCAAUGGCUCAGGCAAGUCAGGCUCAGCCUUCAACUCAACAUACCCAAGCUCAACUUGUAGUCCAGCCACAGGUUCAUUCUCAGCCUAUGACUCAGCCUAUGUAUCCCACACAUGGUCAGCCAGCAGCACAACACCCUGGGCAUAUUUCCCAGGGCCAAAUCCAAACUUGGACUCAAGUUAGAGCCUCAUCCCCUAUGUCUAUCCCUCAUCCACAGGCUACAGCACAACAUCCACCUCCACAUUUCCCCCAAGGUUACUCCCAGGCUCAGUCUCCAUCCCAGCAAUGGAUACCUAAACAAGAGUCACAAAACCAAGCCAUUGCCCAGCAGAGGCAUUCAAUUCCCCAACCGUACCCUCAACAAACAGUUCAAGCUCCACAGUCUCAAGCCUAUGCAACAGUGCAGGCUCUCCCAUCAUGGCCCCCAGCUGGACCCCAGUUAGGACCUCAGAUAGGGCAUCCCGGAUAUCCUCAGAUGGGGCCAUCAUAUACUCAGCCUCAGAUGCAGCAACAAACACAAACCCAACCCUGGGCUCAAACACAACCCCAAGUGAGACCCCAGAGUUCUAUGCAACAGCAACCUCAGAUAAGAGGUUUUGAAAUGUAUCAUGGCCAGACACAACAAGGCCAGGUUCAGCAACAGACUUGGGUUCAGGCACCACCUCAGCUUCAGCCCCAGCAUUAUCCCCAGCCUUAUCCUCAGUCUCACCCCCAGUCUCAAUCUCAGCAAUUUUCCCAGGUCCAACAUCAAACUCAGCGGCACCCUCAGAUGAAAGUUCAAAUGCCUCACCAAUCACAACCACCGCACCAAGCCUAUCCUCAACUUCUUUCACAACCCCAGCUCGAACCUCAACCACAUGCACAGACUGAAACACACAUCCAGGCACAGUCAUCAGUACAAGUAAAGCAGCAGGCUCAAAUUCAGCAGCCUCAGCCCAACGUUCAGUUCCAGCAGCCACAUCUACAACCAAAACAUCAGAUUCAGUUCCAACAACAACCAAAGGUUCAGCCAACAACUAAACCAAAAGGUGAAUCAGCUCCAAAACCCAAACCUCCGGCCCACUUUGCACCCCAACCAGAGGUUCCAUCACUAACUCAACCUAUGGUUCAGUCACCAACACAGUCCAAGGCUGGACCUCUGUCACAACCAUUAUGUGAGCCCCAGUUGCCACCACCACCCAUGGCUCAGUCACCAAUCAAGACAGAGUCAGCACCACAACUGAAAUUGCAGACCCAAACAGCACCACUACCUGAAGCUCAAUCAUCAACUCAAUCCAAGGUUCAGUCACAAACCCAACCCAAGGCCCAAUCACUGCCACAACCCAAACCUAAGGCAGAAUUGCCACCACAGCCCCAACUUCAGGCUCAGUCAUCACCACUACCAAAGUCCCAAACUGCACCACCAAUUGAAACUCAAUCACCAACUCAAGCUAACAUUCAGUCAGCAGCCCAAUCCAACGUACAACCACAGCCCCAAAUUCAGCCUCAGUCACCACCACUACCAAAGGCCCAAACAGCACCACAACCCGAAGCUCAGUCACCAGCUCAAGCUAAGGUUCAGUCACCAACCCAACCCAAGGCCCAGUCAUCGCCACAACCCAAACCUCAGACACAACCACAGCCCAAUCUUCAGGCACAGUCGCCACCACAACUCAAGGCUCAAGCUGCACUGCAGUCUAAAGCCCAAUCACCUCCACAGGGCAGACCUCAGACCCAACCAUUUCCACAGUCAAAGCCUCAAACUCAGUCUCCCCUGCAACCUAAACCUCCACAUCCCCAAACUAUUCUCGUCUCGCAGGUCAAUGUACAGUCUGAGUCCCCAGCUGAGUCACCAGACCUGUUUGUUACACCUCCGGCUCUGGCCCAAGCACCCCCCCAGGCCUACACAGAAGCUUACGCCAAGGCCCAGGCUUUGGCUAGAAAUGGAUUUGAGGAGGCCAAGCACUGUCUGCAAGAGCACAUCAGGGAAACAAUGAACAUUUUUGAAGACAAACGUAUAUCAGCUGAGCCAGCAUCAGUGAAAGAGGAGACUCUAAGGACUUUGGACCCAGAAUUGCUGGAGGAGUUCUUGAGAGCAGCCAAGGGCAUGGAGGCCUUUUGUACCCCCUCUCAGCUCAGAGACAUGGAGUUCUACACCCAGUCUGUCAGGGCACAGUGGGAGGCUUGCAUCUCAGAGGAUGGCAGCUUUGCCCUGGCUGGGCAGCACCUCGAGGCCUUGAGAAAUCUGUGUGACACCCUGAGCCCUGAGGAUGCUCACCGCCUGGCCCAGACUCAGCUGAGGGAGUGUGAGAACAGGCUGGCUGCCAUUCAGCGGCAGUUCAGUGGCGAUCAAGAGGCACCACUCCCUGAUUCUAGGAUUCCCGUUGCCUUCAGUGAUGAUCUGACCACACAAAAGGAACUCACAAGACCAAGUGACAAAGCUCAAGUCUCAGCUGAGAUCAUUCAAGUGACAAUGAAGCCAGUGAAUGUUGAGAGGAAGGAGAUUGAAAAGCAGCCGUCUGUAGAGGAGGAAGUCACCAAAAAAGAGGCAUUAGAAAGGUAUGACAACUGUAAGAGGACUCUGCAGGCCCAACUGGCUAAAAAUGAACAGAGUAUUAAAGACGCCCCCUCUGACUGCGUCUCUCUUAAAGGCCUCCACACACGGCUGCAGGAGAUCCAGUUCUUGAGGCAGGAGACAGAAUCUCUGUGGUCUGAUUACGCAAACCAGUGUUCCCAGUGUUCUCAGUUGAGCGGGAACACUGGCCUGGAACAGGAGAAGGCGGAGCUACAGGAGCAGUGGCGAAGUCAACAGUCCAACCUUCAGAAGAGAGGCAGCUCGCUGGGCGCCGCCCUCAGACAGAUCGACUCCACCGAGAACCACAUGGUGGACUUCACCGACCGCCUGGACCGCUACCUGAGACAACCCAAAGACAUCAGUGGCUUCACCCUGACCAGCACCAACAUCCUGAAAGACAUUAAGGAACUUGAUGAGAACAUCCAGAGCGAGCUGGACCAGGUGCCCCGUCUGGACCCUGAAUCAACUGAUCUGGACCCCAGAGACUGCUUCCCUCUGUCUCGUGAGGUCAACGCUCACAAGACCAGCCUGGAUCAGCUCCGUCAGCAGGUCCGCAAGAGUGAAGCAGCCGCUCGCGCCCUCGACCGCUUCCUCAUGUCCCUGCGCACUGUGGAUGAGGACAUCUCUGGAGUCCAGGGCACCCCCUGCAGUGACCCGCAGGUACUGCAGGACUGUCGCUCCAAGUUGUCUCAGAUCAGGCAGAGCAUCGACAGCCUGAAAGAGAAGGCGCCUCAGCUGGAUCUGCUCCUGCAGGGGGCCAGGCUGACGGUCACCAGGGAUGGUGUCCCAGCCUCCUGCCUGGACAUGGUGAACGCCCUGCUGAGGAGGCUGGAGGAGGCUGACAGCGGGCUGGCCGGCCAGCAGAAAGGCAUCCAGAAGGAGACACAGAACAAAUCCCUGGGUCUGAGGAAGAGGACGCUGCUGGGAGAGCUGAGGAAGCUGCAGGAAACGAUCGAAUCGCAGGGCCUGAAGGAGCCCUCCAUGCCUGCUGUACAGCAGAGGCUCCGUGGACUGUCAGAUUUGGAGGGUCAGGUUCAGGCCCUGCAUGCAGAGUUCCAGAACCUUCGUGAACUUCAAGAGAAACAAGGUGCAGAAGAUCACCUCUUCCAGGAGCUGGAGACUCAGUGGAGGGACACACAGAGAGCUUUUGGAGACAGGAAGAAGCAAUGCAACGUCCUGCUAGACCUUCUUAAGAAGUUCCAGAGCUGCCGCGGCCACCUGAGUACCACCAUGCAGAGAGCCGAGCAGGCCAUCAGUGAUCAGGCCUCCUACAUGGGCAAGGACAACCUGCAGAGAAGCAUCACCAAGGUCACUGAUAUUAAGGAGGAGCUGGGUGGACUCAAGGAGAGUAUGGAGGAGAUGAGGGGAGUUUGCAGACAGCUGCAGUCCCAACUGAAGAAGUUCCCAGACUGCAGUGAGACGGCCUUUGAAGCAGAGGCCGACUCGCUCAUGGACAACUGGCUGGACGUGACAGAGAAGACUGAUGCCUACGUGGAUAACCUCCGGGUGGGGCUGGAGCUGUGGGAGAAGCAGCUGAUGCUCGGGGGAGAGGUAGACAGCUGGGCCGGGGCCAAACUGGCCCUGUUUGCUGAGAGCCAUCCCUUCCACAACGAGCAACAAGUCCUCGACAUGAGGGAUGAGAUCCAUGCCAAUGAGGAGAACAUCGAGCAUUUCCACAAGAAGUCUGCAGAGAUCCAUGAGAUGCUGCAGAGUCAGGAGGCUCCACUGGAGCUUCAGGUGAUGGAGACCCAGCUGAGGAAGAGGAUGCAGCAGGUGAAGGAGCUGUUCACCGACUGCACUGACGUCUUCGAGGAGCUGGUGGCUGUGAAGGCACACCUGGCUGAGAAGAUCGAGGAGUGUCAGUCAGCUGUAGAGAACAUUCAGAGUUCUCUCAGCAAGGUCGAUGUUUCACAACCGAAGGUGGAAGAUCAGAUACAGGAUCUGUGUGAUGAUCUGGAGGCUCAGGAGGAGCAGGCGGAGGCGGUGCUGAAGGAGGUGGGUUUGGUUUCCAGUGUGGCCAGUCCUCAGGUGAUGGAGGCGCUGUCUGUAGACUGCAGCCGGCUGAAGGAGGCCAUCUCCCGCACCAAAGACAUGAUCCACCUGAAGAGAGAGGAGAGAGACAAAGGCCUGCUCAAGGUCAUCAAAGAUGAGAAGCUGUCGUUUGAGGGAUGGUUCCAGGACUUGCAGGUGUCUGUCAACGAGUGCUUUGAGAACCCUGAGAGCAGAACAGAUGUUGAAACAUCUCUGCAGAGACUCACUGCUUUCUUAAAACCAAAGGAUGCAGAGAGACGUCUGGAGCAGCUGAGAGAUCAGCUGGAGAGAGGCGGCCAGCAGGUUCCUCCUCAGCAGCUCUCCGAGUUCAACGACUGGCUGAAGGAGCAGCAGGAGGAGGUGGGAACGUUCAGAACUCACUGCCUCAACAGGCAGAAACAACUGGAGUCUAUCCUCAGUAACUUGAACAGUCUGCAGAAGCAACACGACAGCUUCCGCGACUGGCUGCAAACCAAAGAGAAACAGUCUGUGGAGUCGGACAAAGUCAGACUUCUUCUCAAAGACCUUCAGGAUGAGAGUGGUAGUGGUCGAGCUGAGACCCUCAGUGAGGUGUUAGCAUCAGUACGCAGACAAGGUGUCAGAGCUGAAAGCCUCCUGAAGGACGGAGAUAACCUGAUACAGCGCUACAGAAACCUGGAGGCCCGACUGCAGAAGCAGGCGGACGCCCAGACCGCCCUGCAGGGGAAAUGUGACGAGUUGAAUACUCAGGCUGAGAGCACCAGGACCUGGAUAAGUGGACUUCUGCAACCUCUCACCUCCCCUGGCACAGACACCCAGACAGAGGAGAUGAAGAAGAAAGCACAGGCCGUCCUGAGCUCCAAACCUGAGGGCGACUCUAAAGUGAGCAGCCUGAGAAGACAAAGUGACUCUCUGUGUGAGCAGGAGGACCUGGAGGAGGGCAAGAAGCAGGAGGUUCAGCACUCAGUCAGAGAGACAGAGGAGCAGUGGAGGACGGCGCUGCAGACGGCUGAGGAGGUUCUCAACAAGGCGGUAACACGAGUCCAGUUAGAAAAGGACUUUGACGCUUUCAAAACCCAGAAGGAAAAUAUUCAGUCCUGGAUCAGAGACCAGGAGCAGAACCUGCAGUCCCUCAGCGGGUGCAUGCAGGUGGAAGAAAAGCCAAAGAUUGCACAAGCCACUCUGAGCUCAAAGCCUGAUGGAGAUUCAAAGAUCAAGGACCUGAAGCAACAGUGUCAGAGUCUGUGCAGCAACCAGAGCCUGGACGAGAACCAGAGACGAGAGGUUCAGGAUGCAGUCAGACACACCGAGGAGCAGUGGAGGAAAGUCCUGCAGGAGGCUGAGACGGCUCUCAACAAGGCUCACACUGACGCUGCCACUGAGAAGGACGUGACAGCUUUCAGAGCCCAAAAUGAAACCGCCCAGUCCUGGAUCAGAGAGCAGAAGCAGAAGCUGAUGUCACCAGGUGGUCAUGUUCAGCCUGAAGAGAGGUUACAGGUCGCACAGGCUCUUAUCACCUCCAAACCUGAGGGAGAGUCGAAGGUGCUCGACCUGAAGAGACGAGCUGAAGGUCUGUGUGAGCGUCUGGAGGAGAGCAGGAAGUCAGAGGUUCAGCAGCUGGUGAAAGACUCAGAGCAGCAGUGGCAAAAUGUUCUGCUGGCAGCCCGGCAGGCCGAGGUCCGAGCUCUUUCAGACGACUUCGACACUCAGAGUAAAGAGACUCACUCGUGGAUCAGAGACCGACAGCAGAAGCUUCAAUCUGUGGGCGCUCACACACCUCCAGAGGAGAGAAGUCAAACAGUUCAGACAAUCUCGAGCUGCAGACCUGAAGGUGACUGUAAGGUGAACAACCUGAGGAGGCGAGGACAGACUCUGUGUGACCAUCCUGACGCAGGCACGGCCAGGAGGAGUCACGUCGAGCAGACGGUCAGAGACACGGAGGAGCAGUGGAGGACGCUCCUGCAGGCCGCCAAAGAGGUGGAGGCUGCUGCAGGAGCUGAGCUCACCCAGAGGGCUGAGAGGAGACAGUCAGAGCUGAAAGAGUUUGAUACCCGUCAGCAGGACACCAGCCGCUGGCUUCAGGACCUCCAGCAACGAGUGGACUCACUGAACAAGCAAACCAAACCUGAGGACAGACUGCAGUCAGCGCGGGCCAUUAUGAGUGCCAAGCCUGAAGGAGACUCCAGGCUCCAGGAGCUGAAGAGACGAGGCCAGAGUUUGUGUGGUCAGGACCUCGAGGAACACAAAAAACAAGAGCUUCAGAAGAAAGUACGAGGCGCUGAGGAGCAGUGGACCAGAGUGAUGAAGGAUGCUAAGCGAGCACUCGAUCAGGCUGAGAGGCAGCGUGCUCUGGACGACCAGCUGACGGGCUUUACAGAGCUGAGCCAAAACACCAAAUCCUGGCUGGAAGACAAAAAGCAGAGCCUCGUCUCUCUGAGCGCUCAGACAGAUCCAGAGAAGACAAUCAGCACUGCACAGACCAUCCUGAGCUGUAAACCUGAAGGAGACUCCAAGCUGACAGAACUGAGGAGACAGAGUCAGAGUCUGUCCGACCAGGAGGACCUGCAGGAGGACGCUAGACGAGAGGCUCAGCAGACUGUAAAAGAUUCAGAGGAGCAGUGGAGGACAGUCCUGCAGGCCGCUGAGGACACCCUGAAGAAAGCUGAGGUCCAGUACUCGCUCUCCAGGGAGCUGGAGGCCUUCCACACCCAAGCAGGGAGCACCAAAACCUGGGUCAAGGAGCUGCAGCAACAGGCCGAGGCCAAAGGGAGCAGCACUGAGGGCAGCCGGGCUCAGAUAGAGGACAGGCUCAGCACAGCACAGUCCAUCUUGAACUCCAAGGCCAGCGGUGAGGCUCAAGUGACAGAGCUGAAGAAACGAGCACAGAGUCUGUGUGAGCAGAAAGACCUGGAGGGAGACAAGAAGCAGGAGGUCCAGCAGACGGUCAGAGACACUGAGCAGCAGUGGAGGACGCUCCUGCAGGCUGCCGAGGACACACAGAGACAGUUGCAGGGUGUCGUGAAGCUUCUGCUGUCCUGUCAGAAGCAGCGAGACCAGGCUGAGGCGCGUCUGUCCGAGCUUCAGAGGCAGACGUCCGACCUGCCGCGUGUCUUCCCCUGGCCGGGUCUGGGGGAGCGGAGGCAGGCGGUGGAGCGGGCCCGGACCCUGCUGGACCAGAGCACAGCUUUGGCCCCCGUCCUCUCAGACGUCCGCACGCAGGCUGCAAAGCUGUUUGAGACCACAAAGGACCCCGGCUGGUCAGAUCCCUCCUGGACAGCAAAGGAAGAGUCCAUUCCUGCCAUGCUCAAACAGCUGACUGAUGCGGUAACUGACCUGGAGGAGGGCAUCAUGACGGAGCGGCAGUGCACCCAGCUGGUGGAGCAGCACGAAGCAGCCCAGGACUGGCUGAGGGAGCAGGUCAAAGGCCUGGGAGCUCCUCCAGCAGACAGACAGGGUCUGCACAGCUCCGUCAACACUCUGAAGGCUUUGCUCCAGACGGUGUACAGGGAGCAGAGGGAGAUGAAGGAGCUGGACUCUGCCAGGGAUAAACUGCUGAGCCUCUGCACCCCCGGAGGUCGUGAUUCUCUGACCCUGGAGAUCGGCCAUCUCCAUGACCUCUGUGCCACCUCUGAGCAGGAGGUGAAGGAGCAGCUGACGGCCUGCGGGACUCGGCUGGGGGAGCUGGACAGUCAGCUGGCCAAGAAGGCCCAGGGGCUGAAGGACCGAGCUGCAGCACUGCAGUGGGAGCUCCGCUCUCUGGACCAGGCGCUCAGUUACAGCGAGCCACAGAACAACAUCGAUCAGCUCCAGCAGCACUAUCACAGCCUCCAGAACUGUGAGAAGUCACUCGAAGAUUUGGGUGUCAAAGUUAGUGACCUUUACCAGGAAGUAAAGUCUACACCUGCCACCGACGAGCUGCCCACAGAAAUAAUCACUGUGGUGGAGUCUCUGUCCCAGCAACACGACAGUCUGAAAUCCAGGCUGAGUGAGCAUCAGAGUACCUGCUCUACAAACACCACUCGCUGUCUGAUGGACAGCCUUCACGCCCUGCAGGAAUGGAACCAAAGCAAACCAUCAGAGUCCAAGUCUUCUGUGCAGGUGACUUUAGAAGAGGGUGAAAAGCUGCAGGUCAACCUGCGGGAGGCGCUGUCUCACCAGAAGUUUCUAACAGACUGUUUGAUGCCAGUCCUGUUUAAGAAACUGGAGAGGGAGGGUUCAGAGGCACUCAGAGAGGCAGAUGCACAAAAGGCUUCUCUCAACCAGAGCUUAAAGAAACUUGAUGGACGGAGUAAACAAAAGCUGCCUGAGGUCCCCCAUGGUAAACUAGAGGAGUCGAUGACAUCUGUAGUAGCACCGCCACGAAAAAACAAGCGCUCACCUGAGAAAAAAGUGGUUGAACUGCAGAAAAGCAUUCCCUUAACAGAUAAAGGUGAUGAAAUGACAAUGUCAGCUGAGCUGCAAACUGAGGAUAAAACAUUUAAACCUACUAUGCCAGCAACCAUGGAGGUCACAAAAACUACUAGUGUGGAGCAAACAAGAAUUGAAAUAACCCAAUUAAAACCUCAGCGUACAACCAGAGCUUCAGAACCGCACACAGCACAAUCUUCCGACACAGAGAUGCAGCCUAAAGCUGUACAGCAAGAUAUCACUGCUGAGCCUGUUGUGAAACCUGCUGCUGGGGAACCUGUACUGAUCCAAAAGGUCAUAGAGCAGUCUGCAUCUGGUGUGGAGAAAACUACACCUGUAGCAUCCAGGAGAAAGUCCAAGACUUUGGCUGUGGAUACAGAGCCCGCCAAAACCAAGUUGGAGCCUGAAGUUGUGAAAACUAUUAUCACUCAAGUGUCACCCAGUACAGGAACUGCUACUGUGGGAGAAAUAAGGAAUAUAGAAACCAUUACACCUGGUGUUUCAGAGCCAUUCAUUACAGAACAAGCAGAGAUCGUUGUUUUGAAAGACACGAAGCUCACACCUACCGGCAGGAAGUCAAAGGAAGGUCCCGACAGUCAGAAGCCAACCAAAAUCACUGAAACUACUGUUGCGGAAAAAGCUAAGCUUUCACCAACUAAGAAAAAAUCAAAGGGUCUGAAAAUCUCCCCAGAACUUACUACAGAGGAUGUGACUCCAUCCAGGAGAAAGUCAAAGGAAGGGACACAGGGUCAGAAGCCAAGUGAGAUUGCUGAACCUGUUUUGGAAAAAAGUGAUCUUUAUAAGGGUCUGAAACUUUCCCCAGAAUCUACAACUGCAGAGCUGGCAAAGAGCAGGGAAGAGCCUGACAGUCAGAAGCCACCUUCAGCUCCAGAGCUGGUCACUAUAACAACUGAAAUUAGUGUUGUAGAAAAAAGUGAUCUUUCACCAACCAAAAGAAAGUCAAAGGGUCUGAAACUCUCUUCAGAACUAUCUACAGAGGAUGUGACUGAGACCAUGAAAGAGCCUGACAGACAGAAGUCUUCAGAGCAAACUGAAGUUGCUGUUUUGGAAGAAAUUAAGGUUGUACCAUCCAGGAGAAAGUCAAAGGAAGGCCCACAGGAUCAGAAGCCAUCAGAGCAAACUGAAGCUGCUGUUUUGGAAAAAGGUGAUCUUUCACCAACCAAAAGGAAGUCAAAGGGCCUGAAGCCUUUCUUGGAAAUUGGCUCCACCGAGCUGACAAAGACCACAGAAGAACUUUACAGUCAGAAGCCAUCUUCAGCUCCAGGUGGAGUCACAGGACCAACUGAAAUUAUUGCUGCGGAAAAGGGAAAGCUUUCACCAACAACAAGACAGUCGAAAGGUUUGAAACUUUCCCCAGAAGCUGUUACCACUGAGCUGGCACAGACCAAGGAAGAGCCUGAGAGUCAGAAGCCUCCACUGAGUUCAAGAGUGCAAACUGAAAUGGUUGUUGAUGAAGAAACAAAAAUAGCAACCAUUAUUCUCGAUGUUUCUGAACCAUUGACUACAGAACAAACUGAGACUGUUGUUCUGAAAGAAACAAAGUUCAUCCCAACCAGGAGGAAGACAAAGGAAGACCCUGACAGUCAAAAGCAAACUGAAACUACGGGCACUACUGUUAUGGAAAAAGGUGAUCUUUCACCAACCAAAAGGAAGUCAAAGGGCCUGAAGCCUUUCUUGGAAAUUGGCUCCACCGAGUUGACAAAGACCAAAGAAGAGCUUUACAGUCAGAAGCCAUCUUCAGCUCCAGGUGGAGUCACAGGACCAACUGAAAUUAUUGCUGCGGAAAAGGGAAAGCUUUCACCAACAACAAGACAGUCGAAAGGUUUGAAACUUUACCCGGAAGCUGUUACCACUGAGCUGGCACAGACCAAGGAAGAGCCUGAGAGUCAGAAGCCUCCACUGAGUUCAAGAGUGCAAACUGAAAUGGUUGUUGAUGAAGAAACAAAAAUAGCAACCAUUAUUCUCGAUGUUUCUGAACCAUUGACUACAGAACAAACUGAGACUGUUGUUCUGAAAGAAACAAAGUUCAUCCCAACCAGGAGGAAGACAAAGGAAGACCCUGACAGUCAAAAGCAAACUGAAGUUGCAGGUGCUACUGUUUUGGAAAAAGGUGAUCUUUCACCAACCAAAAGAAAGUCAAAGGGCCUGAAACUCUCCCCAGAGUCUGCUACCACAGAGCUGACACAGACCAAGGAAGAGCCUGAGAGUCAGAAGCAUUCGUUGAAUUCAAGAGUGCAAACUGGACCUAUUGCUGUUGAAGAAACAAAGAAUAUUGCAACAAUCAUUCUAGAUGUUUCAGAGCCUACAGAAAAAACUGAAACUAUUGUUUUGAAAGAAACAGAGCUCAUCCCAACCAGACCAAAGUCAAAGGAAGAUUCUGACAGUCAAAAACCAACUGAAAUUAAGGAAACUACUGUUUUGGAGAAAGGUAAGCUUUCCCCGACCAAAAGACAGUCAAAGGCUCUGAAACUCUCCCCAGAACUUGCUGUCGUGCAAGAAACUAAGACUAUACUAACCAGGAAGAAGUCAAAGGAAAGCCCUGAUGGUCAGAAGCCAACUAAAAUUACUGAAACUACUGUUUUGGAAAAAGGUGAUUUUUUCCCAAAGCUUGGUACCACAGACCUGACAGAAACCAAGGAAGAGACUGAGAGUCAAAAGCCACCUUCAACCCCUGGCAUGACCACAGGACCAACUGAAAGCACUGGUGUGGACAAAGGAAAGCUUUCACCAACCAAAAGAAAAUCAAAGGGUUUGAAAGUUGCCCCAGAACUUGCUACCACAGAGCUGAAACAGACCAAGGAUGAGCCUGACGGUCAGAAUCUUUCAUUGAGCUCAAAAGUGCCAACUGAAACUGGUGUUGUUGAAGAAACAAAGAAUAUAGCAACCAUUAUUCUAGAUAUUCCAGAGCCAUUCACAUCUGUCCCUGUUAAAACUGAUCCUGAAGCUCUACCAACUGAGAAAAAGUCAAUGAGCCUUGAGGUUUCCACAGUUCCAGAGUCACUAUCUUCCCUUGGAAGAACUACUGGUGUGGAGUCGAGGGAAACAAAACAAGGACCUGAAAAUGAUCCUGCAGUCCCAGAAUUUGUGCAAAGGCAAGCUGAAACUGCUAUUGUGCAACAAACUAAGAUUCUACCACCCAAGAGAAAGUCAAAGAGUGCAGAAUUACCUCUUAAACAUGCAGACACUGAUGAGCCUCAGACAAGGGAAGGGCCUGAAGGUCAGAAAUUUUCUUUCAGUUCCAAUGACCAAAAUCCAAGUGUUGUUAUUGAAGAGUCAAAGCGUGUACCAACUAGAAGAAAAUCAAAAAGUGGUAAUAUUUCCACAACUUCUGAGACAGUUACCCAAGAUAGAUCACUUGAUGUGGAGCCUGAUCAAAAAAACAAAGAGUCUAAGAGAAAGUCAUCAACUCCAGAGGAGGUCACUGCAACAACUGAAAUUACUGUUGAAAAGAGUGUGCUUUCACUGACAGAAAGAAAGGGUCUGAAAUUUUCCCCAGAAUCUGCAACUGCAGAGCUGGCAAAGAGCAGGAAAGAGCCUGACAGUCAGAAGUCGUCUUCAGCUCCAGAGAUGGUCACAACAUCACCUCAAACUACCAUUGCGGAAAAGGACACACUUUCACCAACCCAAAGAGUGUCAAAGGGUGUUAGAGCACCCUCCGAAUUACCUACUACAAAGUUAACAAAGACCAAGGAAGACCCUGACAGUCAAAAGCCAUCUUCAGCUCCAGAGCUGGUCACCAUAACAACUGAAAUUAGUACUGUUGAAAAAAGUGUGCUUUCACCAACCAAAAGAAAGUCAAAAGGUCUGAAACUUUCCCCAGAACCUGCAACUGCGGAGCUGGCAAAGGGCAGGGAAGAGCCUGACAGUCAGAAACCAUCUUCAGUUCCAGAGGUGGUCACAACAGCAUCUGAAGCUACAGCUGUAGAACAGGGUAUACUUUCACCAACCAAAAGAAAGUCAAAAGGUCUGAAACUUUCCCCAGAACCUGCAACUGCGGAGCUGGCAAAGGGCAGGGAAGAGCCUGACAGUCAGAAACCAUCUUCAGCUCCCGAGGUGGUCACAACAACAUCUCAGACUAUGGUUGUUGAAAAGAGUACACUUUUACCAACUAAAAGAGAGUCAUGUGAAGUGCCUCAAACACAGCCACCUCUCGCCAUCAAACCCACUGACACACCAAAUUUGGCAGAUUAUAUUAAAAAUUUAUGGAAAAACACAGAUGAGAAUGAGAAGAGAUACAUAGUUCUCAAUCUGCCUGAUACAGGAGUCACCCAGACAGGCAAGAUAAAGCCACAUCAGCCUGAGGCAGAUACUGUGGUUGACAGUGACUCAACUCCACCUACAUCUACUGUGUUUGCUGUGGCAGAGGCAGAGUUUUCGGGAAUAAGCUCAACUGAGCAAGACAAACCACUUGAAACUACGAGUCAGCUGAAACCCCCGGAGACCACAAAGGAAAGACCCAAAGAGUACAGGGAACUUGGUGUUAAAGAUGAGCAUGCUAAAUUAUCACCAGAACCACAAAGCAAAGACACGACUAGCACUGAUAUUCAGAAAGAGAAGGCUGCAGUUAAGUUGACCAGGGUAGAAGUGCAAGAAAGCAUGAGUAAAUGUCAGGACAGUGUGGCUAAAGGUGACUCCAAACAACCCACCUCUGCUGUUGUUACAGCAGUGCAGCCAAGUGAAGCAGAGACAGUUUUACAAAUAAGCUCAUCUAAACAAGACACAGUAACAACAAGCCAAAAGUUGGAGGUCUUGAGUACUACACAGGAAAGACCCACAGAUUUCAAGGAGUAUGAUGCCCCGGUCAAGCAUGGUAAAGUGUUGACACAUGAUGUGCAUGAUGAACCCAAGAGCCUAGAUGAAAAGUCUGUUAAGAAAAUCCAUUUGGGGCCUGAAGUGUGUGUUCUAGAGAUAGACAUACAGACCAGGCCAGAUAAGGAAAACACAUCUGUCUUAAGAGCAAAAGGACUAGAUAUUGUUCAGACAAGUAUCCAGAGGGAAGGGGAGCCACAGAACAAAGAUAUGAGUUCUGCUGAAUUUAAGCCAGAGGAGGGUGCAGUUAAGAUGACCACAACAGAAGUCCGAGAGAGCAGCACUGAUGGGCAAGAUAAUAUGGCUCCAAGAGACUCUGCCCAACCCCCUACUGCUUCUAAAGCAUUGCCCGUAGAUGAAGAAGGGACAGAAUGUAUAGAAAUAUGCUUCUCUGAACAAGAUCUGGUGAAGCCAAGCCAAACUGAAAUUCAAAAAGGCCUUUUAAAAACCACACAGAAGGAACACAAAGUGGUCAAGGAACAUGGUGUCCAAGAACAGAAACUGGACAGUGUACCCAAGAGCUUGGAUGAAAAAUCAGUUUCAAUGGAGAAAAUCCAUAUGGGGCCUGAAGUACGCAUCCUAAAGGCAGAUACAACAACCAGUCUGGGGGAUGAUAAAAACACAUCCGUCACAAAAGAGCCAAGGGUAGAUGUUGGACUGACGAGCAUCCAGGGUGACAGAGUGCCAGAAAACAAAGGCAUUCCUCCUGCUGAUGGUAGACCAGAGAGAGCUGCAGCUGAAAAGGUGAAGGUACAAGAAAGCAGUACUAAAGGUCAAGACAAAGUGCCUCAAAUGGGCUCUGCUAAACCAACAUCUCCUGUUUCUGAGACAUUGCAACCACAUGUGACAGAGACAGAAUUCAUAGAAAUAAAUUUAUAUGAGCAAGACAUCCUAAAACCAAGCCAAACUGAAACUAAGACGGAGCUCUUGAAAAGCACACAGGGUAAACCUACAGAGGUCAAGGAACAUGGGCUCCGAGAUGAGCAUCCUAAAGUGCCAACACACGGUGUGCAAGGUGUACCCAAACACAUGGAUGAAAAGUCUGUUAAGACAGAGAGAAUCCCAAAACCAGAUACACAGGCCACUGUAAAGGAGCAUGAAAUAAUAUCUGUUGAAAUAUCAAAGGCCCCAACAGUUGAUGUAGACCAAACAAGUAUCCCCUGCGAAAAAGUUCCAGAAACCAAAGACCUGACUUCAGCUGCUGUUCAGCCAGAGAAGGAUAAAGUCAAGAUGACCAUGGUCGAAGUAAAGACGAAGGAACUUGAUCACCAGGAACAACAUCCCACUGUGUCGACACAUGAUGUGGAUGGUGCAACUAAGAGUGUGGAACGAAAGUCAAUCACAAUGGAAAAAAUAAUCAAGGGGGCUGAUGAGGGUGCUUUACAACAGAAUAUACCUGUGGUUCAAGUGGAGGAGGAAAACAUCUCUGUCGUGUUGACAAAGAAGCCUCGGAAAGUUGAGGUUCAGACUAGUAUACAGGGUGAAAAAGUUCCCGAAAUUAAAGAUAAGACUUCAGCAGAUGUUCACCCCAAGAAGGCUGCAGGUGAAACAAGAGCAGAAGUGCAAGAAAUCAAAACGGAAAGGCAAGAGAUUGUGACUGAAGGUGACUCUACUUCUCUGCUGACCUCUGCUAUUCUUGCAGCUGCCCAGCCACGUGAUCCAGGGAGAGAAUUUGUAACUAUAAGUUUAUCUGAACAAGCUCAGUCAAAACCAAGCCAAACUGGGACUCAACUAGAACUCACCAAAACCACACAGGACAGACCCGAGGAGGUCAAGGAGCCGCUUGUCCAUGGAUUACCCAAAAGCCUGGAGCAAAAGUCUGUUGACAUGGAGGAAAUCCAACAGACUCUACAUGAAUACAAAACUGACACAACAGAAAAGGAGCCAAGGAUGGAGUCAAGUAUCCAGUUCGAGACAGUUAAACAAAGCAAGGAUGUGGCUGCCACUGACGUUCAGCCCAAGUCUACAGUUAAAAUAACCAGAGUAGAAAUGCAAGAACGCUUUGCUGAAUCGUUGUCUGAACCCAGCGUGGUCCCUAAAACCCAAACAGAGAAAAGUGCAUUAGAUGCAGUGAAGAAGGAAGAAGACCAGAAAAGCGGGAAGAAGAGGACAAUUCAGGAAAAGGAAAAGGAGACAAUGGUUAAAGUAGAAAUACAAACCGUUCCACUUCCAGCAGCAACGACUACCACCACGGGAGUGAGGCUUCAGAGUGCAGAUUCACCACAGGUGUACAAAGGUGACAAGACAUCACCGAAACCUUCAAUACUCAAGAAAUCGUCAGCUAGCAGUACCUGGGGUGAGGUAACCUGGGUGGAAGGAUUUCCCUCUCAGGAGGACAAAGCUCAAGCCGGAGCGGCUGUUGUGAAGACUGAGAAACUUGUUUUGGAGGAGCCAGAGGAAUCUGAAAUGGGGGGCAUCUUCACAGUAGUACAGCUACUCAUAGGCACAGGACCCAACAGUCAACUCAAUGAGGGUAAACUGCUGGAGGAUACUCCAGAAGCUCUGAUCAAAUCCACCAGUGAUCCGGACAUCUGUCUAAGCAGGCUGGUGUCUAAAGUCCUGAGCUGCAAGAACCACCCAGCUGAACUCAACCCUACAGCCAUGGCCAAGCAGCUGGAGGACGCUCAGGAGUGCCAAGAGACUGCCCAGGCACAGAUGUCAUUGCUCUCUCAGAUGAAAGAAGCUGAUGCUGAGAACAGGGAUGCUCUGGAGCUUGCAGAGGACCAGUGGUAUACUGUAGUUCAGGAUGCAGCUGCUGUCGUCCAGAGUAAAGAGGCCCAGGUGCAGGCAGUGACUGAUUACUGCAGACAGACUGAAGCAGCCAAGAACACACUGGAGAAACUGACAGCAGAACUGGAUGCUGUUAGAAAGUCCCCAGAGGAGAGCAGCUCCAAGGUGGCAGCGCGACUAUCGUCAUUGCAGAGAAGUAUGGAGAAGAAAAGAACAGUUCUUGGGAAGAUGCUCGUGAGUCAUACCAAGUUAUGCCCACUCCUUAGCCGAUCAGAGCGAGCAACUGCACAGACUGAGCAGAAUAACCUCCAGGGGAAGUGGAGACACCUGGAAAGAGAUGUAGAGAGGACCUUAUAUCACACAAAUGCUCAUUCUCAAGAAACCAGCAGCCUUAUGUCUUCGAUAUCAAGUCUUCAGAAACAAUUGGAAACAAUCAGCAAAGACCUUGAAGCCAAGUCUCCUUCAGCUACUCCUUGGACUUGCAAGAAGGCACAGGAGCUGAUGGUGGCAAAUGCUGAGGUUAAAGCUGCCCAGCAAAAACACCUUCAUUUGCAGCACCUGGCUGAUGCUUUACUCCCCAGCUCACAGUGGGAGAAUGAAACAAAAGAGAUACAGCAGGGGCUUUUGAGGGUCAAAGACCAACUUUGUCACACAGAGAAACUGGUGUCUUCUCACGCUCAGAGCAGCAGCAACCCCAUCAUGGAGAAAAUCAUUGUGGUGAUGAGGGACGGCCUUGCCUGGGCAAAGCAGACAGAGAGUGACAUUGAGGGCAGGAGGAAGAGGGUUGCUCUCCUCCCUGAGGAGGUGCACCGGCAGCUCAGAGAUCUGAGGGAGUUGCAGUCUGAGGUCAUGGCCAAGCAGGGCCAGCUGGAGACACUGGUGGAGGAGGUGACAGAGCUCCUUCCACAGCUGGACCAGACUGAGGAGGUGCCCAUGGUGCGCUCUUCUCUGGAGUCCCUGGAAGAACUCUCUCAUUCGACCACUGAGAAGCUAGCAAAGGCUGUGAGAGAGACCGAGUCAGGACUGCAGACCAGAGAAAAGCUGUCAGAGCAGAUAGCUGACCUGGACUCCUGGGUUAUAGCUCAUCUGCACAGAGAGGCCUCCAGGUGUCCAGACUAUGAGUUCAGGAGCCCUACUGAACUUGAUCGCAGGGUUCGUCAGAUCCAAGAAACCCUGGCUGAGGCAGAGAAACAGGCUGCUGUCUGUGAGGCUCUUUUAAUGAAGAGUAAAGACAUUGCCGCUGAACUUAGUGUCACAGAGAACUGUUUGCUUUUUGACAAGCUCACCAACCUUCAGGAAGACAUCCAAGCUAUCAGCAGCUAUGAGCAGGCAAACAAACAGGACCUGGAGGAACUCACCAAGACUGUAGAUUCAAGUCAGAAAAACCUGGUUACAAUAGAAAAAAGUCUCAGGCAGAUGUUAAUAGAUCUGAGUAGACACAGGUACCCCAUCACAAAAGAGUCCCUGCAAGCUCUGGAGCCUUACAAACACAUGAUUUUGGAGCACAAGUCCCAGGUUGACCUUCUGUUACCAUGGAUUCCCCAGGAAAAGACAAGGGAAAUGUACUCUGUCAUUUCUGAACUUCACGGCAAAAUGGCCACCCUGGAAAUUAAAUCCAGAGAUCACGAGAGGUACCUGUACUUGAGGCAGUGUGUGGAGGACCUCAGGGAGAACAUACAGGACCAAGUCCCUGAGACCAAGGAAGACAGCAGGGAUCUGCAGGAGAAGUACAAACUUUGUCAGAACCUCCUCAUCCAAUUUCCUCUGAUAAAGUAUUUGUCUGCGGAGGCUCACUCCAAACUCCAGAUGAUCUCUGCUGACCUUUACCCCUCACAGCUGUCUGCAGAGCAACAGAGGCUGAGACAAAACGAGGAGAGCCUUAAUGUCUUGGAGAUGACACUCAACAACAACCUCAGCAUCAUAGAGAGGACCGUGCUGAAGGAUCGAGAUUUUGAAUCAGAGAAGGAAGCCAGUCAGUCCUUCCUUAAGAAGAUCCAGGAGGUGCUCAAGAAAGUCCCCAUGGUCGAGCCAAACGAAAGAGCAAUUAAAAACUUGUACAGAAGAAUCAUGUCUUUGAGAAAGAGUGUAGAGUCAAAAAUGAGAGAACUGGAGGUUCUGCAGCAAAAGAAGGGAACCAGACGAGGAAGUGCAUCUCAAAAUCUGAUGGACCUGAAGAAUGCAAUCAUCCGUGAAUGUGACUCACAAAUGGAGAACAUCUCUCAGGCCAGCGAGUCUUUUAGAAGCUACACAUUUUCUGUCAGUCAAGCGGUCCAAUACCUGAGGGACAUCGAGAUCGCUCUGCUGCCCCCGCAAGGCUCUGCUGGACUCUGCUCUGACAGGCUGGAGGAGACCCAGCAGGCGUUGGCCUUGCUGCAGCAGCAGUUCCAGGCCCAUGUGGAGCAGCUCCAGAGCCAGGCCGCCCUGCAUCCUUACCUGUCCCCGCAGAAGGUGGAGCAGCUCCAGGAGAAUGUUCUGAGCCAGCUCCUGGUGAGGAUGUCCACCCUCCAGGCAAAGGGCCACGUACGGCUGGAGUGUCUCAGCAGGUGUGCAGAAAAUCACAAAAGAUUCAUCAAGUGCAAGGAGGAAAUCAUCCUGAGUGUGAAGAGUGCAGAGAGCAGCCUCCUACAGGUCAUCCGUCAAAAGGUCACCUGUCUCGCUGACUGCACCGACCAGCACGACAAGCUCCGAGCUCUGUCUGAGGAGGUGGAGUCUCUGCAGUGGCGUCUAGAGGAGCUGAAGGAGUGGUGCCCAGAGCAGAGCUGCUGUGGAGGCAGGGUGGCCGCCAUGACUGCACUCUCCAAACGGAUAUCCAGAUUACUCCGCUGCACACGAGAGCUGACAACUCGUAGUAAAGACAGGAUUGCAGAAUGGAGUGAAAUCACCAGCAGUGUGGAGAAGGCCUCCGUUGUCCUGGAGCAGGUAAAGGCGGAGCUUCCUAGCAGCACUGGGUUAAAGGCCACCACUGAGGAGCUUCACGACCUGCUGCAGUCCUGGGAACAGUACCAGGACAGACUGGACUGCGAACAUCGAGCCCUGUCCGCACUGGAGCUGCGCACCGCCAGGCUACAGGGCGUCUCCGCCGACCUGGAGCAGGCUCCUCCCACUCCGCUCUGUCAGAGGCUGCAGGCGAUGCAGGCUCGAUAUUGCAGUGUGAAGCAGAAGAGCGGGGAGGGUUUGGAGGCGACCAGGAUGGAGCUGGAGGAGAGAGAAAAGGUCCGGGAGGAGCUGCAGGGCACUCGGGUCUGGUUGGAGGCUGCGGAUGGUCUUCUGUUAGAGAUGGAGCAGAGCGGCAGCACGAAGGAGCUUCAGGAGGUUCACGGUCAGCUGUGUACCCAGAAGGCUUUGGUCCAGCGCAUCAUGGAGAGCCUGAAGAUGAAGUACUCAGACAUGUACUCUCUGGUCCCCGUCGAGCUCGAAGGGCAGCUGAAGGAGGUCAAAGAGUCAAUGCAACAAGUAGAAGUGAAGGUUGGAAAGGUGGUGGAGAGGAGCGGUCCGGUCCACAGGCUGGGGGCGAAGCUGUCUGAGAUCCAGGCUGGCCUGAGGUCAGUUCAGAAAAGACUUGAACAGAGAAGCCCCGGUGUCGCUCACGCAAAGAUCACUCAGAAGCGCGUGUGGGACGAGCUGGACGUGUGGCACUCGUGUCUCGCGGCGCUGGAAGUGGCCAUGCAGGACUUGGAGAACCCGGAGGAGGCGCUGAGCCUCACUGAGCGACUGGUGGAGGUGCAGCAGCUUCACUCACAGCUGGCCAAACAGGCGGAGCAGAGGACCACCGUCAUCAGCAAGAUUCAAACGUGGCUUCAGGAGCAUCAGGAGAUGAUCAAAAGCUCUAAAAGCUGGAGGAACGAGGCUGAGUCGUGGCUCGCCGCCCCCUGUACCUACACCACGGCUAAAUGUCUGAGCAGUCACGUUCAGGCUCUGCAGACGGUGCUGGAUGACUCGGCUCAGAUCCGGUCCACCCUGCAGGGCUUCAGCUCAGUCCUGAAGGAAAUGUCGCAGGUGUGUGACAUCACAGCUCUCCAGGAACAGCUGAUCGAAGCCGAUCACCAGGUGGCCGACGUUCAAGACAACUUCACUGCUCCUCUGUCUCAACUGGAGCACGCUGCUGCUGAGGUGGAAGCCAUCGAGAGUGAAGUCAGGCGGAUGGAGAGUGACGUGGCUGAGAUCAAGACCUUGUUAUCGUCUCCAGAGACUUUGCCCAGCCCCAGAGAAGAUAGCCUGAAGACUGUUGAGCAGAAGAUCCAGUCCAUGAGGAGAACUGUAGCGGAGAUCCAGAAGUGUAAACCAGGUCUUUGUCUUCCGGACAAAGCUGAAGAGACUCUGACUGUCUUUACUGUCGUGGACCAGCUCCAGACUCUGCUGCUGGAACUGGAGAAGAAGGUUCCUGCUCUGUUCAUCCAGCAACCUCCGACUCCGGUCCAAGCCAAAGCUCCGUCAGUUCAGCAGACGAGCUCUCAGCCUCAACUCCCGAAAUCCACCUCAGUGGAGGCUGAGAAGGCUGAAACGGAGCAGGGCCAAAUCAGAAUCGCCCGUGUUGAAGCAGACGUACUGAGGAGAUCCGGAGCCAAGCUGCUGACUGUGGAGCAGUCCACACCUGAACAGAGGAAGUCCUGGACACCUGACAGCGCUCAGCAGCGGGAGCAUCAAGGCGUGCUCCAGGCUGAAGAAGCCGCAGAGAAAAAAGGGAAUGAGGAGCACAGAAUGGAAGAAGGUGGAGGAGGUGUUUUUUGGUGGCUCUGGGAUACUUUCCUGGGCUCUUCUCCAGAGGACCCCAUGGUGGCUGUUCCAUUAGAGACUGAGGCUGCCGGUGGUCAAAGCUCUGAACAGACUGGAGAAGAUAAACUGGAUGUUGAGGGCCCCACUGACACCACAGAAGCAAGUUCAUCUGAAGCUUUAUCAAAACCGCUGGGCACUGUCAGAACUCAGUCCCUGCCUCAGAGCAUGGUAAACACUGCCUCCACCGUAAAAUUCUCCAAAUCCGACCCUGGAGCCCAGCAGAAAUGUGUAGUCUCCAGUUACAGCUACAGAGACAGCUCAGCUCCCUCCUCCCUCCCUCCAUGCUCUGUGUCUGUGACCCUGGAGCACAGAGGUUCAGCCGGGUGUGUUGUGUUUGUGUCCCAGGCCCCGGAGGAGCCUCGCUCAGCUGGGUCCCGGCCCAGUGACGGUGUCCUCCAUGUGUGCCUGGAGAGGGUCGGCCAGCUGGAGCUGUGGCUGCAGAAAGCCCAGAGGAGCCUGGUAGCUGCCGGAGCUGCCGCUUCAGAGACCAUGCAGGACAGCGUGGAGCAGCAACUGCUCACCUGCCAGGAGAUGUUCCAGGAGAUCGAGCAGAAGGUCGCCGGUCUGUCGGCUCUCGGCCUGGCAGCCGCCGCCGACCUGCAGUCGGAUGAACUGGGAGCUGUGGCAUCCCAGCAGGAAGCUGCCGAGCUGCUCUCAUCCAAACUGGAGCUCCUGAAGGCCAACCUGGUCCGCUUCCAGCAGCUGCUGCAGGACCGACAGGGGGAGGAGAGAGGCGUCACACACCGAGAGCCUCAGGAACAGGUACGAACCGUCUGCAUCUCCAGAGAUUCAACGACACAGGAAACAAUAAUCUUUCUGCUUUCUUAUGGUCCAUCUCAUCUCUCUGACUUUCUCUCUCAUUUGACUUGUAUUUAUUUCGCAGAGUUAGAAGGUGUUUGUGUUGCAGACUCCGCAUGGUGUAACGUCCCUCAGAAGUCUGUUCCUCAGCCGGAGCGCCACCAGGAGUCCAAGCUGAAGCGCAGCAGCAGCGUCCAGGAGAUCUUCUCCUCACCAAGAAACAAACUCCUGCGGCAGAGCAGCCUGCAGCAGCAGAAGGAGCUGGAGCAGCAGCUGACUGAGCAGAGAGGACUGACUCAGGCCAUCGCCAGGCAGGGCAGCCGAGCUCGACUCCACAGCCAGGACUCAGAGGACCAGGUGUCACAAAGGCGUCCUCCUGCUGAGCCUGAUGUGGAGGACGACUCUGCUCAGACGAAGUGGGAUCGCCUCCACAGUCGGCUGCUCACUGUGGAGGAGAGCUGGCUGCGUCUUCCCUCUGAGAUUAUCACGCUUCAAAUACAAGAGAGAAAAUCGCUGUUCUCGCCGCGCUUGAUUAUCACCUUCUUUGAGCCGAAGGCACUUUGUUGUGUCUUCGGUGAGAUGGGGACUCCUGCAGGGCUUGAUGAAAGUUGUGUGUUUCUCUCUCUCUCUCUGAAGGUGACAGACUCAUCUCGGAGGCGUAGUGAUGGAACAGCAGGACGUAUGAUUGGCACACAAACCCUGAAAGAGCUCCAAACUCACAUCAGCCACCUGAGAGAGCUGGGACACACGGCCGCGGAGAGCCGGGAUCAGGUGCACGCAGAAUGUGCGUCCUCCGUGGACGGCUCCCAUCAGACGCUGGACGAGGGUUUGUUUCAUGUGCUGUACGGCGCGUCCCUGUCUCUGUCCUCCAUCAUCACACUGCUGGACUCGCCUGCCGGGGAGACACCUGAGGAAGACGUACAGCUGAGGCUGCUGCAGCUGCAGAGUCUGUCUGCAGAGCUGGCUAUGUUUAGCAGCGAGCUGGCCUCUCAGGGGUCAAAGGUCAGCAGUGUGCUGGGGUCAGAGUGCGGUCAGCAGUGUGUAGAUGACGUGUGCAGAGUCCUUCCUGUGGUCCAGGCUGCACUGAGCAGCACCGAGAAGCAGCUCCGAACCCUGCAGGAGGAGAAUUCAAAGCAGCAGAUUCAACUAAAUGAGUUGCAUGCAGCCUUCACUUCUAACCAGACGACCGUUCGCCAAAUACUUAAUGAAUUCAGUGGAACCACGCGCCUUAACGAACAACAUCAGGCGCUGGUUCAGGUGCAGGAGUCUCUGCAGCAGCAGGUGGAGCAGGUGAGCUCCCUGCUGCAGGAGGCCGACAGACACAACCUGCCUGCUGCUGUCGUCCACCAGGCCACACAGCUGCAGGCUGAGCUGGAUGGUGCUCUGGGUGCUGUCCGGUCCCACACUGAUGAUCUGAAGAGCAGCGUGGAGCUGCAGCAGCAGUACGAGCGGCUGGUCCACAGCCUGCAGGAGCUGCUCGUUCUGGGCUCUGAACGUCUCACACAGCAGCCCGACUCAAAGCUCCACAGCAGAGCUCAGCUCCAGCAGCAGCUCAGCAGCCACACGAAGUUCUUCCGGUUCCUGAGCCAGCACUUUAAGAUCCUGCAGUACCUAACCCAGAGAGUCCCAGAGAGCGCCCUCCAGAGGUGGGAGGGUGUAGUGACCGGCCUGCAGGGUGAGGUGGCCCGACUGCAGCAGCUCGGACUGGAGACAGGGAUCAGGAUGGAGGAGAAACUACAGAUGUGGUCACAGUGGGAGGAGGACAGCCUCUGGUCAGACUCCCUGCUGAGAGGCAUCGAGACUUCAUUUCCCAAGAUGCACGAGGGUGAUUCUGAGGAGCAGAUAUCAGAGAAGCUCUCAGUCUACCAGGAGCUGCGUGGCGUUCUGGAGGGGAACCGAGCGCGGUUCAGUCGGAUGCUGGAGGCGGGGCUCUGGCUGCAGGAGGCGGGCUGUAGAGGAGUGGGUGUGGCCACCGGUCAGCUGGAGGCACGCUGGAGAGUCCUGCAGAAAAAGCUGGAGCACAAACGCUCCAACGUAGACAGGAAGUGGAAGCUGAGGAGCAGAUUUCUUCGUGACACUGCUGCACUGUCUGACUGGAUGGGCGGGGCCAGAGAGAUGAUUGACAGAUGGAGUCAGCUCUCCGUCUCAGCCAACCAGGCGAUGGAUGUUGAACAGAGGCGGGACACCUACCUCCAGUUCGUGGCUUUGACCAAAGAUUUAGAGGCCAGAUCUGGACUCAAGGUGGCCGUGAUCGGUACUGCAGCUCAGCUGGUCCAGCUGAAGGAAGCAGAUGGAGACUCUGAGAGGAACCCUGAGGACAGCGAGGCUUUGGACUCAGAUCCCAGUUCAGUCCACUCCCAGCUCCGACAGAUAGAACUGGCCUGGUCCGGUCUGCUGGCUGAUGUUCCUGUCGUCCAACAAGCUCUGCAUAAGCGAUGGAUGAAGACGUUGACCCAGCAGGGGGCGCUGCUGGAGCUGCAGGCCUGGCUGGAAGCUGCUGAGACCCGACUGGAGGAGCACCGCAGCAGAACCAACCAAACCUCCUCCAACCACAGUGACCUGAGGCAGCUCCUGAAGUACUGCAAGGAGUGUCAGACGGAGAUGUCGGCUCAUCAGGCCACGCUGGACUAUGUGCAUCAGCCGUUACAUAAGUGCAGUACUGAGGAGGAGCAGAGGAGGCGCUAUGAACACACCCAGUUUGCAGAGGAGCAGGGUCGGGUGACCCAUCAGUGGCUCAGUCUGCAGGAAACCCUCAGCUCUCAGAUCCAGGAGGUGGAGGAGGAGCUGAGGAGCAGGACGGAGCAGGAGGCCCGACUGCAGCAGAUCAGCAGCUGGAUCACGGAUCAAAACCUCUGGAUGGACUCGGCUCAGACGCCCAGCAGCCGGACGGAGCUGCAGAGGAGCGUCAACACCUGCCAGGAUCUGGAGGAGAAGAUUGGGCAGAAGUCUGCAGCUCUUCAGGAGGUGAGAGACAAACUCGACGGUGGAGGAGGAAACAACGGCUGUGAUUUCAUCUCUCAGACAGAAAACUGCAUCCAGAACUGUGCAGCUCUGAAACUCCAGAAUGCAUCUGUCAAACAGAGGCUGGUUCAGGCCCAGCAGCUGUGGGACUGUGUGGCGAAGCGACUGACUCAGAUGAUGCAGAAAACAGCGAGGACGUCUCAGACUCUUGAUCAUCAUAGCAGCCCUCAGAUCUGCCUGCAGGCACACAGAGAUCUCCACGAGAGGCUGCAGCUUCUUCACAAGGAGACAGAAGCAUCGGAGGCCGAGUGGGACGAGCUGAGUCGAAGCGUCUCCUCCCUCAGAGACACCAUCAGUCCUGCUGCUGCCUCCCUCCUCACCAAGCAGCUGGACGGGCAGAGAGACAGGUGGACAGCCGUGUCCAGAGCACUGAACGAGCAGCUCCAGAGGAGUCGGCAAGUCCUGCAGGUGUGGGAGAUCUACGCCCGGCUGGCUGCGUCUUUCUCCGAGCGGCUGCAGAAGCUGCAGAGCGACGUGGAGGCGGAGCUGAGCAGAGCGUCGACGGAUGAUAACACCGUGGAGCAGAUCGCUGUCAAGAUUCACAACGUCCAGAGUCUCCAGGAGAGGACCGACACUCUGCAGUCUGACCUGGAGGGGGUGCUGGAGGCCUCCAAGGACCUGAUUGGCCACCUGGAACCUUCAGCUGCCAGUCUGGUCCAAUCAGAGAGCCGCUUGUUGUCGCGUGGGGUCCAGCAGCUCAGCAGGACUCUGGCAGGGAAGCUGGGUCAGCUGCAGGAGGAGCUCAAGCGGCUGCAGGAGUUCGGAGGCGUACUGGUGUCACUGGAGAGGAACCUGGAUCUUUGGCAGCAGCGUCUGCAGGAUGAGGCUCAGACAGCAGACCAGUCUGGCCUCCUGGAGCUGAGCGGCCUGUCUGCUGACCUGGAUGUGCUGAACGAGCUGAGCCGCAGCCUGACGCCAGGCGACGCUGCAGCACGCCGCCUGCAGCGCCUCAACCGCUGCUGGGUCGACGCCUCCGCCCGAGCCGAGGAGGCCUGCAGCGAGCUGCAGACGGAGGCACUGAGGCGGCAGAGCUUUGAGCAGAAGUGUGAGAGCUGGAUGUCGUUCCUGCAGAGGAUGGAGGACGGGCUGACUGUAGACGUGGCCGGUUCCUACAUCGGCCUCAGAGAGCAGCUCUGCACACACAAGCGCUUCCAGGCCGAGCUGUCCAUCGGUCACCAGAUCCUUCAUUCAGUGGUCACUGAAGCUCUUCACCUGCUGCAGAGAGGAGAGGUGGAGGACAGGAGCGACUUCAUCCUAAAGCUGGCCUCGCUGCGGGAGCACUGGCAGGGUGCGGUGCAGCGGGCGGAUCAGAGGCGCUCCCUGGUGGAGGGGCUGGUGAAGCACUGGCACCAGUACAGCCGCAGCCUGAGGAAGCUGCAGAAGUUCCUGUCAGAGACGCAGACGCUCCUUCCUCCCGCCGGACCGGCUCGCUGCAGCCUGCAGCAGCUCCGACGCUCCCUGCAGGACCUCCAGCACACGGAGCUGCUGUUCCAGAGGUAUCAGUCCAGCUUCAUCCACACCCUGGACGUCGGCCGCCAGCUCUUCUCCAUGGGGGACGAGGAGAUCCAGGCUCAGCUGCAGACGGACCUGGGAACCCUGCAGGAAGAGUGGGACAACCUCCACAGCCUGCUGGGCCGGAGGAUGGACCUCACCGAGGCCAUCGUCAAGAACUGGGAGCGCUGCGAGGCCGGACUGGCAGACAGCAUGAUGCAGCUGAAGGACAUGAAGACCAGACUGAACCAGUCGAUGCCAGACAGCGAUGAGGAGCUGCAGAGCGCUGAGAAAUUCAACAAGGAGAACGAGGACUCCCUGGAGGACUGGGCUGAGAGCCUGACGGAGCUGAGCACCAUGAAGACGGAUCUGUCCCAGUACAUCAUCGCCGACGAUGUCCUGCUGCUGCAGGAGCAGGUGGAGCACCUGCACUGUCAGUGGGAGGAACUCUGCCUCAAGGUGUCUCUGCGUAAACAGGAGAUCGCGGAUCGUCUGAACGCCUGGAUCAUCUUCAACGAGAAGAACAAAGAGCUGUGCGAGUGGCUGACGCAGAUGGAGAACAAGGUGGCGCACAACUCCGACCUCAACAUCGAGGAGAUGGUGGAGAAACUCAAGAAGGACUGUAUGGAAGAGAUCAACCUCUUCAGCGAGAAUAAAACACAUCUGAAGCAGCUCGGAGAACAACUCAUCACAGCCAGCAACAAGACGAAGGAGACGGAAAUCAACGACAAGCUGAAGGACGUCAACGACCGCUGGCAGCAUCUGUUCGACCACAUCGAGGCCAGGGUGAGGAAGCUGAAGGAGACGCUGGUGACGGUGCAGCAGCUCGAUAAGAACAUGAGCAACCUGCGGACGUGGCUAUCUCGCAUCGAGGCGGAGCUGGCCAAGCCGGUGGUCUACAACGUGUGCCACGGCGACGAGAUCCAGAGGAAACUGGCCGAGCAGCAGGACCUGCAGCGGGACAUCGAGCAGCACACGGAGAGCGUGGCGUCGGUGCUGACGCUCUGUGACGUCCUGCUCCACGAUGCCGACGCCUGCGGCAGCGACUCGGAGAACGACUCGAUCCAGCAGACGACCCGCAGCCUGGACCGCCGCUGGAGGAACAUCUGUGCCAUGUCCAUGGAGAGGAGGAUGAGGAUCGAGGAGACCUGGCGUCUCUGGUGUAAGUUCCUGGACGACUUCUCUCGCUUCGAAGACUGGCUGAAGACAUCUGAGCUCACAGCAGCCCACCCGGACUCUGCCGACGUCCUCUACACCAGCGCUAAGGAAGAGCUCAAGAAGUUUGAGGCGUUCCAGCGGCAGGUUCACGAGCGUCUCACUCAGCUGGAGCUGGUCAACAAACAGUACCGCCGCCUGGCCCGGGAGAACCGAACCGACGCCGCCAGCAAGCUGAAAGUCAUGGUCCACGAGGGGAACCAGAGGUGGGACAGCCUGCAGAGGAGGGUGGCUGCCGUCCUCCGCAGACUCAAGCACUUCACCUCUCAGAGAGAAGACUUCGAGGGGACCCGUGAGGGGAUCCUGGUCUGGCUCACAGAGAUGGACCUCCAGCUCACCAACGUGGAGCACUUCUCCGAGAGCGACGUCGAAGACAAGAUGAGACAGCUCAACGGCUUCCAGCAGGAAAUCACUCUGAACACCAACAAGAUCGACGCCCUCAUCGUGUUCGGGGAGAACCUGAUCCAGAAGAGCGCUCCGCUGGACGCCGUGCUGAUCGAAGACGAGCUGGAGGAGCUUCACUCCUACUGCCAGGAAGUGUUCGGCAGAGUGGCCCGCUUCCACCACCGCCUCGUCAACAGACGCCCGGUCCUGGAGGAGGAGAGGGAACUGUCAGACCGGGACACAGACCUGGAGGACUCGCCCGAUCUGACCAACGGGACCUCCUGGAGGGACUCGAGGAAGAAGAAGGAGGAGGUGGAGGAGGAGGUUCCAGCAGCGGGUGGAGUCCCAGCUGGACGGCAGGUCAUGUGUCACCUCCUGGUUCCCCCUCUGGAGCGGUCGGGACGGGAGACCCCGGUCAGCGUGGACUCCAUCCCGCUGGAGUGGGACCACACGGUCGACGUGGGAGGAUCUUCAUCGCACGAGGACGACGAGGACGCCUCCUUCUUCAGCGCCCUGUCAGACGUGAAGGUCACAGAGAGCUCAGAGUCGUUGGUUAAAGCGACUGUCGGCGCGGUGAAAGUGGCCUCUGUGAAGUCGGUGACCGACCCGCCCAGCUGGCACCAGCCCGGCUCCCCGGAGAGGAAGCGAGUUCCCCGAGAAAUCCUCCACGGGCUGAACUCGUCUCCCACACACACCACCAGCACUCCCUUCCACCAGCGGGGAUACGCGAAGCUGAUGUCAGAGUGCAGCGGCAGCAUCAACACUGUGAAGAGGGUCAAACUGAUCCUGAACGACGAGGAGGAGCUGGAGGAUCCUGGUCUGACCAGCAGCACGGCCGACAAACAGACCAGCACAGGUGUGAUCGAGCGCUGGGAGCUGCUACAAGCAACCAAGUUCACCAGCGACACGGACAUCAAGCAGGACCUGGAGCAGUGGCAGAAGCUCAACUCUGACCUCUGUGAUGUCACUUCCUGGUUGGGCAGAGUGCUGCCGGAGCUUGAGAGGCUGCAGCGGAUCGCGCCCUCAACGAGCAUCCGAGACAUCGAAGUCAACAUCAGGAAACUAAAGGACAUGCAGAAGACCUUCAACAGCUACAAGUGUCUGAUGAUCUCCGUCAACCUGAGCAGCCGUCACUUCCUGCGGGGCGACAGCGCCGAGCUGCAGGAGCUCCAGGAGGCUCUCGGCUCGGCCAAUCACAGCUGGACGCAGGCCUGCGGCGGCCUGGAGAGCUGGGAGAGGAGGCUGCACUCUGCACUCAUGCAGUGUCAGGAGUUCCAUGAGACGCUGCACUCUCUGCUGCUGUGGCUCGCUCAGGCCGAGAACAAACUGAACGCCGUGAACAUCAGCGGCCUGUCGACGCCGCGCUCCGUCCUGCUGGAGCACCGCGGCACGCUGACGAUUCUGCAGGAGGAGCUGUGCAGCCGGCAGCGGCAGGUGUCCUCGCUGCAGGAGAUCUCCUCUCAGCUCCUCCUGGAGGCCACGGGAGAAGACAGCAUCGAGGCGAAGGAGAAGGUCCACGUCAUCUGCAACAAACUGCGUCUGCUGCUGCGACAGGCGGCGGCCGACCUGAGCGCGCUGCAGGGGAGGCUGGAAACCUGCCCGAGCAGCUCUGAGAUGGACAGCAUCGGUCUGGGAACGCUCGCCUCUCCUCUGCUGCUGCACAAGGAGGAGGCCGGUCUUCAAGCUGCCGCAGCUGGACUACCAGCAACGAGAAGGCAGGUUGAAGAUCAGAUGCAUAUCAGGGAGGAUCGGAGGGAUUCGUCCCCACACCGACCCCUCUUCUACCGGGUCCUCCGGGCUGCCUUCCCCCUGCACCUGCUCUUCUUCAUGCUGCUGGUUCUGGCCUGCCUGGUGCCGCUGUCUGAGGAGGACUACAGCUGCACCCUGUCCAACAACUUCGCCCGCUCCUUCUACCCCAUGCUGCGCUACACCAACGGCCCUCCGCCCACAUGAAAACGCCGCCAGGUCGUCUCGAGGCUGAAGUCCUGAGCUGACCCCUUCACGUCUGAAAGCUUCAUCUGUGUUUUUUGACGGUGUAUUUAAAAAAAUGUAUUUAUUUUUUUGUGGCGCUCCACAGUUCUGAAACAAAACAGAAGCCAUAUCACCGACUUAUUUUGAAGUUUUGUCAGUUUUAUAUGUAGCUUUGCCAUCAAACGUCCCCACGGAACAUCACAAAAGUCAAGAUUUAUUUUAAUACAGACGUUACAUUUUCAUUUUUUUUGUACUUCACUACAGUCUGAGAUCUAAUCAGAAGGAUGAAGGACCAUUAUAACCAAAGCACCCAGCGAUCGAGGAGCCAUUUUUCUACCACUGCAGCUAUUUUUACCGUUCGUCACAGCAGGAGCCACGUGUUGAACAUUUUGUACAGAAAAGAGACGGUUGAAGUUUUUUGGUUUUGCUCUUUUUAGAGAUAUUUAAGAUAUAAAAGGUCUUUUUUAAAUGAUGGCAGUGACUCGUCUGCAGACAUGCCUUUCUAUCAAAUAAUGUACUUUUAAAUGGAUGAAUUUUGUAUAUAAGGGCAAACUACUGAGAAAAAGAAUAGAUAAAUUAUUAUUUCUGUGUGUGAGCGUGGCGCUGAGAAAGUAAUUUAACACGGGGAAAUAAUCUGAGAUGCUUUUGUAUUGUAUAUUUGUGGCUUUUCAAACUUGUACCAGAUUAAUACACUGAAUUUUUGGUGCUCUCUUUUUGUGAGAGCCGAUAUAAUGAAACGACUGAUAGACGGCCAGUGUUUGAGAUCAUUUGUGAAUAUUCAAGCACCAAACCUAAAACUUUUGCAAAAAAAAGGCUCAAAUUAAAGCUGCAUGAGGAGAUUUUGACCACUAGAGGGCGCACAUCAGCGAUUAAACAUUAAGCCAACAUGAUAGCAUUAACACUGUCUGUCCACACAUCCUGCCGAGCAACAUCGUCACGCCGCUGGAGUUUAGUUGUUUUCAACUAAACCCUCCUUUAAUUUCACUGGGAAUAAAGUCAUGUAAUGGUGCAGCUGUUUUUAAACUUUCCAAGUGUUACCAGACUGACAGGAUUAAGUUUUAAUCCUCUCUGCAACAUAUCCUGCGUUUUUGAAGACGCCUCUUUCGGGCGGCAGUGCAUCGUGCGAUGUUGUUAUCACACUGACUUGCAGCUUCGUACGAUGGCGUCAGCGUCUCGUCCGCACCUCGAUUUGCAGCUGUGCAAACCAAAAACGGCAAACCAACAGCUGCAGAGUUAAGAUUCUGGUACUGUGAGCGACGAUUUCACGUCACGCAGCUGAUCUGAGGCAGCUUUUAGGUGAAAUUUUAGGUGUGAUCAACAUCGAUGGAGCAAUAUUAGACAGGAAGUCCUGUGUUAAGAGAUUAACAGCAGCGACAACAUAUCGCACUGCCGUUCAGCAAAAUCCAACACGCCACACUUUGAGUAGAACAUGAAUGUAAGCGAUCCUUUGGGCAUUGAAUGUAAACUGUGUACAUGCACAAUCAGAUAACAAUAAAGGUACGUACUUUUA
This is a messenger RNA of Acanthopagrus latus (yellowfin seabream), 36577 nucleotides long. RefSeq names its product spectrin repeat containing, nuclear envelope 2b (gene syne2b). Gene Ontology annotation, molecular function: protein binding. The transcript has 128 exons. The coding region runs from base 391 to 35049 and encodes 11552 amino acids. Gene Ontology annotation, cellular component: membrane. Lineage: Eukaryota; Metazoa; Chordata; Actinopteri; Spariformes; Sparidae. The record is from RefSeq and is a predicted model, not a curated record.